Anopheles coustani is the source of this 1749-nucleotide messenger RNA. It is a transcript of the gene Amt, whose product is annotated as putative ammonium transporter 2. The transcript has 4 exons. Gene Ontology annotation, cellular component: membrane. The record is from RefSeq and is a predicted model, not a curated record. Lineage: Eukaryota; Metazoa; Arthropoda; Insecta; Diptera; Culicidae. Gene Ontology annotation, molecular function: ammonium channel activity. The coding region runs from base 1 to 1749 and encodes 582 amino acids. Gene Ontology annotation, biological process: ammonium transmembrane transport; ammonium homeostasis.
AUGGAUACGGUGACCACUUCCCCGGUCCGCUCGACCACCCCCAAUCCGGGUGCGUUCCAGUCACUCGCCCGCAACAAUAGCUACGUCAUACCGGGUGUGUACGAUCUCAACGUGGAGGACACCAACUGGGUGCUGACCUCGUCGUUCAUCAUCUUCACCAUGCAGACCGGCUUCGGGAUGCUCGAGUCCGGCUGCGUCUCGGUCAAGAAUGAGGUGAACAUCAUGAUGAAGAACAUCAUCGACAUCGUGCUCGGUGGCUUCACCUACUGGCUGUUCGGGUACGCCAUGUCGUUUGGCCGGGGCGAGCUGAACAACCCGUUCGUGGCGCUCGGUGACUUUCUGAUCGAUCCGGACGUCAGUGAUCCACUGUUCGGGCCGAUCUUUGCCGCGUUCCUGUUCCAGCUGUCCUUCUCGACGACGGCCACCACGAUCGUGAGCGGUGCCAUGGCGGAAAGGUGCAAUUUUAAAGCGUACUGCAUCUUCUCCUUCUUCAACACGAUCGUGUACUGCAUUCCGGCCGGUUGGGUCUGGGGAGAGCACGGUUUCCUCAAGAAUUUGGGCGUGGUGGACAUAGCCGGAAGCGGACCGGUGCACCUGAUCGGUGGUGCGUCAGCUUUCGCGUCCGCCGCCAUCCUCGGGCCCCGGUUGGGCCGGUACGCAAAGGGAACGGAUCCGCUUCCGUUGGGCAAUCCCGUUAAUGCCUGCAUGGGACUGUUCGUGUUGUGGUGGGGCUGGCUUGCGUUCAACUCGGGCAGCACUUACGGGGUAAGUGGAGCCAAGUGGGAGUACGCAGCGCGUGCCGCAGUGAUGACCAUGAUGGGGUCGUUCGGUGGUGGAAGUUUCAGCAUCAUCUACUCAAUGUACAACAACGACGGUCGAAUGGAUGUAGUUGAUUUGAUUAACGGAAUCCUGGCCUCAUUGGUAUCUGUUACGGCCGGAUGUUAUCUGUACCACGCAUGGGAAGCGAUCCUCAUCGGAGCGAUCGGAUCGGCCCUGUGCUGCUUCGGGAUGCCACUGUUCGACCGGAUGGGUGUGGACGAUCCGGUGGGUGCGAGUUCCGUGCACGGCAUAGCAGGCAUUUGGGGUGUCUUGGCGGUGGGACUGUUCGCAGAUAAUCCACUCCGCAUGGAGACGACCAGUGGCCGCUCGGGAUUGUUCAAGGGCGGCGGUUGGUACAUGCUGGGCGUACAAUCCCUGUCCGCCCUUUGCCUUUGCUGCUGGGGCGUUUCGAUAACGUUUCUGCUGCUGUGGCUCAUCAACAAAAUUGUCCCGAUCCGGAUGGACCCGAACGAAGAGCUGCUCGGUGCGGACCUGAUGGAGCAUCGCAUCCGGCACACACAGAUCGGUAUCUCGCGCGCCCUCUCGGCACUGGCUCCGAUACAGCUCGAUCUGGACGACGUGAUCGAUGCGCCACCGAUCGGCCGCAAUCCGGGCCACGAGCGAUGUGUGGACGAGAUCGAGGCGGCCUCCCAGAAGCUGCACCAGUGGCGGGCGGCUAUGGACAAACUUUCCGACCGAGAUCAACAGCCCGCGAAGGAGUCUAAGGAGGCUAGCGGAUCGCGACGCCGCACGAAAGGGUUUGGCAGCAAAAGCCAUACGAACAAUGGCACGGACAACGUUGGCUACGACGGUGGAAGAUCCGUGACGGUGAAGGUGGGUGGCAGAGGAGAGGCACACCAGCUGUCCAUUAUUGGCGGCGAUAUGGGUGCGGAAAGGACAAACGAUCGGAAUUUUGCGUGGAUUGAUUGA